Adineta ricciae is the source of this 900-nucleotide messenger RNA. NCBI's taxonomy places the organism in Eukaryota, Metazoa, Rotifera, Eurotatoria, Adinetida, Adinetidae. The record is from the annotation of a GenBank genome assembly.
AUGCCUAUUCAUGAACUAGGGUACGAUAAUCCUGGAUUUGUUAUCAAUUACAAUGUUCCAUCAUCAUCGUGUUCAAUUCGAAAGAUCAGUUGUGAACAGCCGAUCAAUAAUAACAGUAAUAAACUUGUUCGACGCCAGCCAAUGUCGAAUUCUGGCAAUGAGAAUUUAUUUGAUGUGAAAUACAAAGUUUUGCUUCUUGGUGAUGCAACCGUCGGUAAAACUUCAUUGCAGCGUUUUGCAGCUGGAAAAGACUUUCGACCAACUAUUGGUUCUACGAUCGGUGUGGACUUUGUCAAUAAGAUUGUUCCAGUUGAAAAGGCGAGAAUUAACCUACAAAUAUGGGAUACAGCUGGUCAACGAAAUUUUCGAACAUUGGGUAGAAGUUAUUAUUCUUCAACGAAGGCAUUUAUACUGGUUUAUGAUGUUACAAAUGAAGAAACAUUCCAUUUAAUUAAAGAAUUCUGUGAUUUAAUCGAACAAGCUGAUUUAGAUACAGAACGAAGAUAUUUAGUUGCCAAUAAAAUCGAUUUAAUGCACAAUCGAGUCGUCGAUGAAGAAGAAGGACGACGAUUUGCUCUACGGAAUAGUAUGGCUUAUUUUGAAACAAGUUGUAAAACAGGUGAAAAUAUUGAUGAUCUACUCGAACAAGUAGCUUCUGAUCUUGUUCGACAACACAAUGCCAAAAUCCUCGAAUCACACAGACCGAUCAAGGAAAACUUUGCAUUCAAUUACCGAUCUUCGCCUAUACCAACAAGCGAAGUUCGCGAAAAUACUAUCAAACGAUCGGCAUUUCCAUCCGAACCUUUAUUCUAUCAACCGGCGAAUAAACGUUCACGUUUUUCAUUUCGUCGUUUACUAAUCUGUUGUAAUCCAAGAAAAACAACAGCUACAAUGGAUUGA